CCUUUUCCUUUUUACCCAUUUGAUUGUCUUGAUUUUUGAUUUUCAUUUCAGUUUUGUUUUGUUUUGUUUUUGCUGUUGACUUUUUGGUCCUUUUUCCUCCUUCCCUUUCCUGCCCUGUCUUCCAAAUCCCUAAAAAGGUCUCUGGGGACGUAACAGAAAGUUGGGUGGGUCAAGUGACAGGAAGAGAUGUCAGGGAGAGGCCAGAGCUGGCAGGGACACAGCUGGAAGGGCAGAGGAGCACCUGGGCAGAAAGGAGCUGGGACAGUGGAGCCCAGGGGAGAGGGUCGGGCAAGGGAGGGGUGGGAGAGGCUGCCCGCAGGAGCCAUGGCUGCAGGAACUUAAAAGAUUGAUCAGCUCCCCUUACCUUGGCCCCAAAUUUGGCCAAACGGGCUAGAGAGAGCCCUGCACAAAAGCACUGGAUGGGAGUGUAUUGGGGGGUUCCACCUCCCCUGCCCAAUGUCCCUGUGGGUAUUUUAACUCUUGGGCUCCCUGGAGGUGAAUGAAUGACCACAAAGUCCGUGGUGGUAUAUCUGUUCCCUCCAGAAUCCAUUCCUUCCCUUCUCUCCCUUUCUUCCUUGGCUCCCAGCAUCCGGAGUAGGGAAGAGAAGGAAAGGAAAAGGAAGGGAAAGUGAGGAUGAGGCUAGGAUGGGGAGAAGGAGGAUCUGCUCAAUUCACUUAGUCCCCCUGGGUGACACACAGGACCGCUGUGGCGUCCAGGCGGCAGGAUGCUGGGCACCUGCCCUGCCGCUCCUGACUUGCUGUGUGGCCUUGAGCAGAUCCACUCCCUGCCCAGAGCUAAGUCUCCUCAUUUGCAAAUUAGGGCUAAUAAUGGGCACCUGGCAGGGCCUUUGUGCGCACUGGUAGGUAUACAGGCAGACAAACAAUGAAGACACACCCAGUUGCAUUACAAAGGAGAGGUGUGUAAGGUCAUAGUGGGAGGUUAGGGCAGGAAGGUUCAGACCAGGAAGAGGUCUAUUCCAGCUUUGGAGCAGCCAGGAGGCCUUCCUAGAGGAGGGGGCACUUGGGCUGGGCUCUGGAGGGCCCUAGAUUUUAGUCGGGAGGCCCCUGGGGCUUGGAGCAGGGCCACUGCAUGGAGACUAGAAAAUGAAGGGAGGCCAGAGGCCGGGCUGGGGCAGAGGAGGCUGCAGCAAUUUCUGGCAACAAAGACGGGGGGCACCCUUGAGGAUCAAAUCAUCGAGGCCAACCCUGCCAUGGAGGCCUUUGGCAACGCCAAGACCCUGAGGAAUGAUAACUCCUCCCGCUUUGGCAAGUUCAUCCGCAUUCACUUUGGUCCCUCUGGGAAGCUGGCAUCCGCGGAUAUUGACAGCUAUCUCCUGGAGAAGUCGCGGGUGAUCUUCCAGUUGCCUGGUGAGCGCAGCUACCAUGUCUACUACCAGAUCCUCUCAGGGAGGAAGCCAGAGCUGCAGGACAUGCUGCUUCUGUCUAUGAACCCCUAUGACUACCACUUCUGCAGCCAGGGCGUCAUCACCGUGGACAACAUGAAUGAUGGGGAGGAGCUCAUCGCCACCGACCAUGCCAUGGACAUCCUAGGCUUCAGCGUGGAUGAGAAAUGUGCCUGCUAUAAGAUCGUGGGCGCCCUCCUGCACUUUGGCAACAUGAAGUUCAAGCAGAAGCAGCGGGAGGAGCAGGCGGAGGCCGAUGGCACUGAGAGUGCUGACAAGGCUGCCUACCUGAUGGGGGUCAGCAGUGGGGACCUCCUCAAAGGCCUUUUGCACCCCCGGGUGCGUGUAGGGAACGAGUACGUGACCAAGGGCCAGAGUGUGGAGCAGGUGGUGUUUGCUGUGGGGGCUCUGGCCAAGGCCACCUAUGACCGGCUGUUCAGGUGGCUGGUGUCUCGGAUCAACCAGACCCUGGACACAAAGCUGCCCCGGCAGUUCUUCAUCGGGGUUCUGGACAUCGCUGGGUUUGAGAUCUUUGAGUUCAACAGCUUCGAACAGCUGUGCAUCAACUUCACCAAUGAGAAAUUGCAGCAGUUCUUCAACCAGCACAUGUUUGUGCUGGAGCAGGAGGAGUACAAGCGGGAGGGCAUCGACUGGGUCUUCAUCGACUUCGGCCUUGACCUGCAGCCUUGCAUCGACCUCAUCGAGAAGGUUAGAAGACUGAGGCUUAGUGAUGUCGGAGGGCCCCACAGCUACUCGUUCUGUUCCCAGCCACUGGGCAUCCUGUCCAUCCUGGAGGAGGAAUGCAUGUUCCCCAAGGCCUCAGACGCCAGCUUCCGGGCCAAGCUCUACGACAACCACGCGGGGAAGUCACCCAAUUUCCAGCAGCCUCGGCCUGACAAGAAGCGCAAGUACCAGGCCCACUUCGAGGUGGUCCACUACGCAGGCGUGGUGCCUUACAGCAUUGUGGGCUGGCUGGAGAAAAACAAGGAUCCCCUGAAUGAGACCGUGGUCCCCAUCUUCCAGAAGUCACAGAAUAGGCUCCUGGCGACUCUCUAUGAGAAUUAUGCGGGCUCCUGCUCCACUGAGCCCCCCAAGUCUGGGGUGAAAGAGAAGCGUAAGAAGGCAGCAUCGUUCCAGACGGUGUCCCAGCUGCACAAGGAGAACCUCAACAAGCUGAUGACCAACCUGCGGGCCACACAGCCCCACUUCGUCCGCUGCAUUGUCCCCAACGAGAACAAAACCCCAGGGGUCAUGGAUGCCUUCUUGGUGCUACACCAGCUGCGCUGCAAUGGGGUCCUGGAGGGGAUCCGGAUCUGCCGCCAAGGGUUCCCCAACAGGUUGCUCUACACCGACUUCCGGCAGCGGUACCGUAUCCUGAACCCCAGUGCCAUCCCGGAUGACACCUUCAUGGACAGCAGGAAGGCCACAGAGAAACUGCUGGGCUCGCUGGACUUGGAUCACACCCAGUACCAGUUUGGCCACACCAAGGUCGGGGCACUGUGGGAUCAGGGCUGGCCAUGGCUGUGGCGGUCACACUGGGCAGGGUUCAUGCGGAUGGUUGGGGGUUACCCUGGCUGUCUACCUCUCCGCCCCCAGGUGUUCUUCAAGGCUGGGCUUCUAGGCGUCCUGGAAGAGCUCCGUGACCAGCGCCUGGCCAAGGUGCUGACGCUGCUGCAGGCGCGGAGCCGUGGCCGCCUCAUGCGCCUUGAGUACCAGCGCCUGCUGGGAGGCAGGGAUGCGCUGUUCACCAUCCAGUGGAACAUCCGUGCCUUCAAUGCCGUCAAGAACUGGUCAUGGAUGAAGCUCUUUUUCAAGAUGAAGCCGCUGCUGCGCUCGGCGCAGGCUGAGGAGGAGCUGGCGGCCCUGCGGGCAGAGCUGCGGGGGUUGCGAGGGGCGCUGGCUGCGGCCGAGGCCAAGCGCCAGGAACUGGAGGAGACGCACGUCAGCAUCACCCAGGAGAAGAAUGACCUGGCCCUGCAGCUGCAGGCUGAGCAGGACAACCUGGCAGAUGCCGAGGAGCGCUGCCACUUGCUGAUCAAGUCCAAGGUGCAGCUGGAGGGGAAGGUGAAGGAGCUGAGUGAGCGGCUGGAGGAUGAGGAGGAGGUGAACGCUGACCUGGCCGCCCGCCGGCGCAAGCUGGAGGACGAGUGCACGGAGCUCAAGAAGGACAUUGAUGACCUGGAGCUGACACUGGCCAAAGCUGAGAAGGAGAAGCAAGCCACUGAGAACAAGGUGAAGAACCUGACGGAAGAGAUGGCUGCGCUGGACGAGUCAGUGGCCCGGCUGACCAAGGAGAAGAAGGCGUUGCAGGAGGCCCACCAACAGGCCCUGGGUGACCUGCAGGCCGAGGAGGACCGUGUGAGCGCGCUGACCAAGGCCAAGCUCCGGCUGGAGCAACAGGUGGAGGACCUGGAAUGCUCCCUGGAGCAGGAGAAGAAGCUGCGCAUGGACACGGAGCGGGCCAAGCGCAAGCUGGAGGGUGACCUGAAGCUGACGCAGGAGUCGGUGGCUGAUGCUGCUCAAGACAAGCAGCAGCUGGAGGAGAAGCUCAAGAAGAAGGACUCCGAGCUGAGCCAGCUGAGCCUGCGGGUGGAAGACGAGCAGCUCUUGGGGGCCCAGAUGCAGAAGAAGAUCAAGGAGCUGCAGGCUCGGGCGGAGGAGCUGGAAGAGGAGCUGGAGGCAGAGCGGGCAGCCCGGGCCCGCGUGGAGAAGCAGCGUGCAGAGGCGGCGCGGGAGCUGGAGGAGCUGAGCGAGCGGCUGGAGGAGGCAGGCGGCGCAUCCGCGGGGCAGCGCGAGGGCUGCCGCAAGCGGGAGGCGGAGCUGGGGAGGCUGCGGCGGGAGCUGGAGGAGGCGGCGCUGCGGCACGAGGCCACAGUGGCGGCACUGCGGCGCAAGCAGGCGGAGGGCGCGGCGGAGCUGGGGGAGCAGGUGGACAGCCUGCAGCGGGUGCGGCAGAAGCUGGAGAAGGAGAAGAGUGAGCUGCGCAUGGAGGUGGACGACCUGGCUGCCAACGUGGAGACUCUGACCCGCGCCAAGGCCAGUGCAGAGAAGCUGUGCCGGACCUAUGAGGAUCAGCUAAGCGAGGCCAAGAUCAAGGUGGAGGAGCUGCAGCGGCAGCUGGCGGACGCAAGCACGCAGCGUGGGCGACUACAGACGGAAAGCGGGGAGCUGAGUCGCCUGCUAGAGGAGAAGGAGUGUCUGAUCAGUCAGCUGAGCCGUGGAAAGGCCCUGGCCGCCCAAAGCCUGGAAGAGUUGCGGCGCCAGCUAGAGGAGGAAAGCAAGGCCAAGAGUGCCCUGGCCCACGCCGUGCAGGCUCUGCGGCACGACUGUGACCUCCUGCGGGAGCAACACGAGGAGGAGGCUGAGGCCCAGGCUGAGCUGCAGCGGCUGCUGUCCAAGGCCAAUGCCGAGGUGGCCCAGUGGAGGAGCAAGUACGAAGCAGAUGCCAUCCAGAGGACCGAGGAGCUGGAGGAGGCCAAAAAAAAGCUGGCACUGCGGCUGCAGGAGGCAGAGGAGGGCGUGGAGGCUGCCAACGCCAAGUGCUCAUCGUUGGAGAAGGCCAAGCUGCGGCUACAGACAGAGUCAGAGGAUGUAACCCUGGAGCUGGAGCGGGCGACCUCAGCAGCUGCUGCGCUGGACAAGAAGCAGCGGCACUUGGAACGGGCACUGGAGGAACGGCGGCGGCAGGAGGAGGAGAUGCAGCGGGAGCUGGAGGCGGCACAGAGGGAGUCCCGUGGCCUGGGCACCGAGCUCUUCCGGCUGCGGCACGGCCACGAGGAGGCACUUGAAGCCCUGGAGACGCUCAAGCGGGAGAACAAGAACCUGCAGGAGGAGAUCAGCGACCUCACAGACCAGGUGAGUCUCAGUGGGAAGAGCAUCCAGGAACUGGAGAAAACCAAGAAGGCGCUGGAAGGCGAGAAGAGUGAGAUCCAGGCUGCACUGGAGGAGGCAGAGGGGGCCCUGGAGCUGGAGGAGACCAAGACGCUGCGGAUCCAGCUGGAGCUCUCCCAGGUCAAAGCAGAAGUGGACCGGAAGCUGGCAGAGAAAGACGAGGAGUGCGCUAACCUGAGGCGCAACCACCAGCGAGCUGUGGAGUCCCUGCAGGCCUCCCUGGAUGCAGAGACACGGGCCCGCAAUGAGGCGCUGCGGCUCAAGAAGAAGAUGGAGGGUGACCUCAACGACCUGGAGCUGCAGCUGGGCCAUGCCACCCGUCAGGCCACAGAGGCCCAGGCUGCCACGCGGCUGAUGCAGGCACAGCUCAAGGAGGAGCAGGCAGGGCGGGACGAGGAGCAGCGGCUGGCAGCUGAGCUCCACGAGCAGGCGCAGGCUCUGGAGCGCCGGGCCUCGCUGCUGGCUGCGGAGCUGGAGGAGCUGCGGGCUGCCCUGGAGCAGGGCGAGCGCAGCCGGCGACUGGCAGAGCAGGAGCUUUUGGAGGCCACCGAGCGCCUCAACCUUCUGCAUUCGCAGAACACAGGCCUCCUAAACCAGAAGAAGAAGCUGGAGGCGGACUUGGCCCAGCUGAGCGGGGAGGUGGAGGAGGCUGCACAGGAGAGGCGGGAGGCUGAGGAGAAGGCCAAAAAGGCCAUCACUGAUGCGGCCAUGAUGGCCGAGGAGCUGAAGAAGGAGCAGGACACAAGUGCACACCUGGAACGGAUGAAGAAGACGCUGGAGCAGACGGUGCGCGAGCUCCAGGCCCGCCUUGAGGAGGCAGAACAGGCCGCCCUCCGUGGCGGGAAGAAGCAGGUGCAGAAGCUGGAGGCCAAGGUACGGGAGCUGGAGGCUGAGCUUGAUGCAGAGCAGAAGAAGCACGCCGAGGCCCUUAAGGGCGUGCGCAAGCAUGAGCGCCGUGUCAAGGAGCUCGCAUACCAGGCCGAGGAGGACAGGAAGAACCUGGCUCGCAUGCAGGACCUGGUGGACAAGCUGCAGAGCAAGGUCAAGAGCUACAAGCGCCAGUUUGAGGAGGCGGAGCAGCAGGCCAACACCAACCUGGCCAAGUAUCGCAAGGCCCAGCACGAGCUGGAUGAUGCGGAGGAGCGGGCAGACAUGGCGGAAACCCAGGCCAACAAGCUGCGGGCACGGACCCGGGACGCCCUGGGCCCCAAGCUAUCCCUUUCUCCUCAGCACAAGGAGUGACGGCCUGACCCCCUGGGCUCUAAAGAGGAAUGUCUGCUGUUGCACAUCUGGCUGAGGCCACCUGCCCCGAUCCUGCCAUCUCUGCAUCGCCCCCUGCUGCCUUCAGCCUUCCCUGGGCCCUGAAUAAACACCACAGCCAGUUUCCUUCUCAUUCUUUUCUUUGGGGUUCAGGAGGAAAAACACAGUCCUAGGGACAAAAGCCAGGUCCACAGCAGUCAUUUUUAAAAUAAAGUUAUUUAAUAGUCUCCA
This is a messenger RNA of Homo sapiens (human), 6785 nucleotides long. It is a transcript of the gene MYH7B, whose product is annotated as myosin heavy chain 7B. The coding region runs from base 1212 to 6536 and encodes 1774 amino acids. Gene Ontology annotation, cellular component: myofibril; myosin complex; membrane. Gene Ontology annotation, molecular function: ATP binding; cytoskeletal motor activity; actin filament binding. Gene Ontology annotation, biological process: regulation of calcium-mediated signaling; regulation of CAMKK-AMPK signaling cascade; regulation of cytosolic calcium ion concentration. NCBI's taxonomy places the organism in Eukaryota, Metazoa, Chordata, Mammalia, Primates, Hominidae. The record is from RefSeq and is a predicted model, not a curated record. The transcript is spliced from 36 exons.